Messenger RNA from Centropristis striata (black sea bass), 3802 nucleotides. RefSeq names its product hexokinase 2 (gene hk2). The record is from RefSeq and is a predicted model, not a curated record. The transcript has 18 exons. The coding region runs from base 225 to 2987 and encodes 920 amino acids. Gene Ontology annotation, biological process: intracellular glucose homeostasis; glycolytic process; glucose 6-phosphate metabolic process. Gene Ontology annotation, molecular function: fructokinase activity; ATP binding; mannokinase activity. Lineage: Eukaryota; Metazoa; Chordata; Actinopteri; Perciformes; Serranidae. Gene Ontology annotation, cellular component: cytosol; mitochondrion.
GUCAACCAACUCCUUCUAACUUCAGGAAGCUGGAAGUUUCACACUCCCGUGCUAGGACUGUGUCUUUAACAGGUUGAAUUCCGGAGUUUUUGGACAAAAACAAACAACGGGGGGAAUAUUGUUGUUAUAUUUGUUAGUUAAAGUAAGUGUGUUUGUAGAUACAUUUUGUGAAAGUCUGAAGGAAGGACGAGAAGGACAAAGUCGUCACACAUCACUGACUAAAGAUGUCAGCCCCGAGCCUGUUGGUUAAUUACUGCACCGAACUCCAUGAUGACCAAGCGCAUAAAGUGGACAAUUACCUCCACCAUUUUCAGCUGUCAGAUAAGACUUUGAUGGAUUUGUCAAUAAGAUUUCGACGAGAAAUGGACAAAGGCCUGUGCAGAGACACUAACCCUACAGCUGCUGUCAAGAUGCUGCCCACGUUUGUGCUCUCCACUCCUGAUGGAACAGAGGAAGGUGAAUUCUUGGCACUCGAUCUUGGCGGAUCCAACUUCCGGGUGCUCCUGGUCAAAGUUAUGGCUGAUGGCAGGCAAGAGGUGGAGAUGGAAGAUCAGAUUUAUGACAUUCCUGAACACCUCAUGAGAGGCUGCGGGUCUGAGUUAUUUGACCACAUAGCUGAUUGUCUGGCUAACUUCAUGGAGAAGUUGGACAUAAAGGAUAAAAAACUCCCUCUUGGUUUCACCUUCUCUUUUCCUUGUCUGCAGACAAAUUUGGAUGAGAGUGUUUUGGUGUCUUGGACCAAAGGCUUCAAGUCAAGUGGAGUAGAGGGAAAGGACGUGGUCAACCUUCUGAGGAAAUCCAUCAAAAAACGAGGGGACUUUGAUAUAGACAUUGUGGCUGUGACUAAUGACACAGUGGGAACCAUGAUGACCUGUGGCUACGAUGAUCAUCUCUGUGAAAUUGGACUCAUUGUGGGAACGGGGACCAAUGCCUGCUACAUGGAGCAGAUGAGGAACCUUGAGCUGCUGGACGGUGAUGAGGGGCGGAUGUGUGUAAAUACAGAGUGGGGCGCUUUUGGAGACGAUGGCGCUCUGGAGGACCUGCGCACUGACAUUGACCGGGAAAUAGACGCAGGCUCUCUGAACCCUGGCAAGCAGCUGUUUGAGAAGAUGAUCAGUGGCCUGUACAUGGGUGAACUAGUACGUCUCAUCCUGGUGAGAAUGACCAAAGAGAAGCUGCUGUUCCAGGGCAAGACUACAGCACAGCUCCUCACCACUGGAAGCUUCAACACGAGCUACAUCUAUGCCAUUGAGAAUGACAAAGAUGAGGAAGGUCUGGCGAGUGCGGAGAAGGUGCUCCGCGGCCUGGGUCUGGACCCGUUGGUUGAGGACUGCAUUGCCACUCAGAGGGUGUGUCAGAUAAUAUCAACUCGGGCUGCACACUUGUGUGCUGCCACUCUAGUGGCAGUGCUGCGGCAGAUAAGGGACAACAAAGCAGCUGAGAAGCUGCGUACCACUAUUGGAGUUGAUGGCUCUGUUUACAAGAAUCAUCCAGAGUUUUCCAGGAGACUCCACAAGAUGGUCCGUCGACUAGUGCCAGACUGUGAUGUGCGUUUUCUGCAGUCGCAGUGUGGCAGUGGAAAGGGUGCUGCCAUGGUAACAGCAGUAGCAUACCGUCUUGCAGCUCAACAUGCUGAGCGUCAGGGCAUUCUUGACACUUUGCGUUUGAGCCAUGAACAACUGCUGGAAGUGAAGGAGCAAAUGAGUAAAGAGAUGGUGCGAGGCCUCUCAAAGCAAACCCAUGAACAGGCGAGCGUCAAAAUGCUUCCCACCUUUGUUAGAGCCACACCAGAUGGAACAGAGCAUGGUGACUUCCUGGCUUUGGACCUUGGAGGCUCCAGCUUUCGGGUGCUGCUAGUGCGCGUGCGAAGUGGAAAGAAACACAAUGUGGACAUGCAUCACAAGAUCUACAGUAUCCCACAGGAGACUAUGCAGGGCACAGGGCAAGAGCUUUUCAGCCACAUUGUGGACUGCAUUGCUGACUUUCUGGAAUACAUGGGCAUGAGAGGAGCAUCCUUACCUCUGGGCUUUACAUUCUCCUUCCCCUGUCAUCAAAGCAAACUGGAUCAGGGUAUUCUUCUCAAGUGGACAAAGGGUUUCAAAGCCACUGGCUGUGAGGGACAAGAUGUCAUAACAUUACUUAAAGAUGCUGUCCGCCGGAGACAGGAAUUUGACUUAAACUUUGUGGCAGUGGUUAACGACACAGUGGGAACCAUGAUGACCUGCAGCUAUGAGGACCCCCAAUGUGAGGUGGGACUCAUUGUAGGCACAGGGACCAAUGCCUGCUACAUGGAGGAAAUGAAGAACAUCGAAGUGGUGGAGGGUGAUGAGGGCCUAAUGUGUGUCAACAUGGAGUGGGGAGCGUUUGGUGACAAUGGAGAACUUGAUGACUUCUGUACCCAGUUUGACCACACGGUCGACGAGUGCUCUAACAAUCCUGGAAAACAGAGGUAUGAGAAGAUGGUCAGUGGCAUGUAUCUGGGAGAGAUAGUGAGGAAUGUGCUGAUUGAUUUUACGGCCAAGGGCCUGCUGUUCAGAGGCAAAAUGUCAGAGAGACUCAAGACCCGGUGCAUCUUCGAGACAAAGUUCCUGUCCCAGAUUGAAACUGACCGUCUGGCCAUGAGACAAAUCCGCUCCAUUCUGCAGCACCUGGGCCUCACCACCUCCACAUGUGACGACAGCGUACUGGUGAAGGAGGUGUGCAGUGUGGUCGCACGCCGGGCAGCUCAGCUUUGUGGUGCUGGUUUAGCCGCUGUGGUUGACAAGAUGCGUCAGAGCCGCAACCUGAAUCAGCUGUCUGUCACCGUUGGAGUGGACGGCACCCUUUACAAGACGCACCCUCAUUUCUCCAGCAUCAUGCAAGAAACGCUGCAGGCUCUGGCGCCACAGUGUCAGGUGACUUUCCACAAGUCAGAGGAUGGCAGCGGGAAGGGAGCAGCACUGAUCACAGCUGUGGCCUGCCGAGUCAAGAGCGAAGAGCAGCACUGAAUCACCAAAACUUUGGCAGACUGGGAGAACCAGAGCUACUAUGACUGAUGACAUACAGCUGAAUAAGUUUAGAUCUUUAGUACUGAAAUGUUUGUUCUGACUUGUUUUGUGUGUUUUCACAUACACAGAAGUGCAUGUGCAUUUGGUGUGCUUGGAGUAGCUGUGAAUAAUGGUGAAGGCUGACAUUGCAAGGUGGUAAAUUAAUGUUAGAAAUAACAGUUCGGCUUGUGUGUGAGAAGUCGCACCUUCUGGGACAUGUGACUGUUACAAGCUUUGGGGAUCUUUUUCUUUUUACACUCUCCUCUUUUUUUGCACUAUAAAACCUGCAGGUUUCCUCCAAGCUAACUUCUCUGAUCUGAGUUAAUUCAUGGAAACAUAUACAAAGGUCAAGUUUUAAAAAGUUUAUUCAUACAGACGUCACAAAGUGCCUCUCAUUGUACCUCACAAAAGUGAGACAUAAAAUAAAGGUAGCUGGAAGGAAACAAGCAACAAAAUGAAACACAUCUGCAGGGGUUUUGCAUUUUAAAUACUCUGUUCUUUAAUGCUUUUCUUAGUUGGGUUCUAUCUCUUAUUAAAUCAGAAUAAAAUUAAUAUCUCAAUAAAUGUAUGGUUUAAUGUCAGUUUUAAGAAUCAACCACAAGAUUUUAAUUGAAAUAUUUUUUAUGCAGUUAACUUUUUAUUGAUUUCUAAUUUCAAAUUUGUCAAGUAUGAAAUAUUAAUAUUUGAAAUGUCUUGAAAAUAAAUGUUAUACUCCCCGUCGCUCACUGUUAGAGCAUCUGCCAUCAAUAAAAAAAGACUGACGAGAUUGAUGCAAA